AGAACACCAGAGUAGAAUCCAGGAUUCUCAAAGGUGCUGCCUGGCCUUUCAAGCCGGGGAUCUCUGUCUAGAUUACAAAAUGGCUUCCGAUGACAUGGCAGACAGCACUAACAAGACCAGUUCCAGCAUUUCAGAAGUGUUGGACCUCUGUCAGGUUGAUGCUGAGACCAUUCUUGGCAACUUGGGAUUCACGGAAGAAUUAGCACAGGCUGCCACUUGGAUUCCUGAUCGGUUCUUCUCUGUUCCAUCCCAAGCUGAGGGCAUAAAUUUCCAUCUCUUUCUAAGAGCUCAGGUCCAGCGGAUCGAGAUGGAGGAUCCUUGCCUCAUGUUAGUAAGUCGGUUCAGAGAUGUCCAAACUCUGAAUGAAACAACUGAUGAUUGCUUCUGCCUCUAUUCGUAUAUAUCUAAGACACCAGUACAGGAAACCUCACCUGGACACUUGUUCCGGGCCUUUCCAGAAAUCCCGGAUUCCUGGAAUAUUCCUUCCCAGCCAGUGUCUUCGUCUUCACUCCAUGCCCUGCAAAAAACUAUGUGCUUGUGUACCUCAUCCCAGAAAGAAUGGCCCCUGAGAGCUUUCAGUAUGCAGUCUCCUGUGAAUUGCCUGGAACAGGAUAUGUGGGAAGUGAUACAUAAGGCUCACAAAGGUCGAUUUCCGUUUAACGUGGAAGAACUGGAGGAUGAAACUCAAGCAGUGUCCAUGAAGGAUUCAGUUUGUCACCGUAGAAUAGGCAGAAAGGUAGCUUCUUCAGGAUCUGCCUUCAUAGAGACACCUCCAGCUAUUGUUCCCUGCAGCUACUGUGAAACUCCAUAUUAUUUGUGGAAAAGUGCAGAAAUAUCCUUGCCAGGAUGGCUUUCUUUCCAUUUUGGUGGGACAAGAAAGAAGACGUUGGACAAUGUUGGCCCCCAAGAGGUAGGCCAUUUUGGACAUCAUUCUUCACCAGAAGCUACCUCUCCAGAUGAAACCAGUGAAGAAUCUGAUGAAGAGUAACCCAUUGAGAAGAGAAGAGGACUGUAUGGAUCUCUUGAUAGAAUUCCUGGCAAGGAAUUUAGUGUGUGCACAAAACACAGGUAUCCAACUUCUCCAACAUGAUCUUAAUCAUGUACUCUGUGGCCUAAUUCCAUACAUUAAAGCUCUAGCACCAUAUUGGUGCUCUGAAGAUUAAUAGUAGAGACCUACUUUAAAUGGAUAACAUGAAGAUGACUUAACUGAUGGUAAAAUUGCUUGAAUUCGUUAAUUAUUAUUUGUAUUAUUACAUUCAGUAGCUUUUGGAGAUCUGAAUUCAGCACAAGUCUUUGCUGGAGGAUGGACACCUGCAGAUAAACAAAAUAUUACUAAUAAUGUUGCUGAAUGUCCUACUCAAAGAAAAAAAUGCAAGUAUUUAUACUAGUGACUUGGAUGCAAAACAUGGGUUUAGUCCAGCUCUAUGUGAAUGCUAAGAAGCGUUGACUUUAUCAUCUCUGAAGUAAAAGCUGGAGCAAUGAAGAAUACAUGAAUGCAGAAAAAGCCUCAUUUCUAUCAGAACUACAUCUUGGAGAGAGAGCAAGAGACUAAGAGGCUAGAUGAGAAACAGGUGCAAGAAUUAUGGAGAUGCUUCCCUUUAUCUAUCUAGUUCAGGGGUGUCAAU
Molecule: messenger RNA, 1625 nt
Organism: Pseudonaja textilis
Lineage: Eukaryota; Metazoa; Chordata; Lepidosauria; Squamata; Elapidae
Gene: TESPA1
Product: thymocyte expressed, positive selection associated 1
Molecular function (GO): signaling receptor binding
Source: RefSeq, a predicted model, not a curated record